Blastomyces dermatitidis ER-3 is the source of this 303-nucleotide messenger RNA. RefSeq lists its product as uncharacterized. The transcript has 2 exons. The coding region runs from base 1 to 303 and encodes 100 amino acids. Lineage: Eukaryota; Fungi; Ascomycota; Eurotiomycetes; Onygenales; Ajellomycetaceae. The record is from RefSeq and is a predicted model, not a curated record.
AUGUCUAAGAUAGUUUCAAGAAGUGAUGAGGAAAAGAUGAUUGCACCUUGUUAUCAGUUGACUAGGUUACAUGGCCAGAAAGCUGCAGAUGAGUCAGUGAAGAAAUCUGAGAGCAGAAGCUUAAAAGAUUCAGAUGUGACUGCAGAGAGAUUUAAACAGAAAGAUACAGAUGCAGAGGCAGCAACUGAAGAUGAGAUGAAGUCAGUAGCUCAGAUAGAAGUGAAAGUGAAGUCAGCAGUGAAAGACAUUCAUGAGAAGAAAGAUGAAGAGAAACUGAAGCUGACUGAAGUAGAUAAACAGUGA